UCCUCAACCUCGCUUCACUGAAGAUAUCCUGUGCUGGCUCAUCGUGAUACUGCGGCGUUUCAGCCUCCCGAGACGAGCCUACUCCGCCGAUUGGCCAAGACCUUACUUGCUUUCGAGUUGUUAACACGCCCUUCCACCGUACGACUUCACGGACAUCUCAACCAUGAUCACCAGGAAGGUGAAACCACUGUCGGCGAACGUGCUUUGGAGUACUCUCCAUAACCGCAGCAGCGUUGCAUACUUGCACAACAACAUACAACGCAGACACUACUCCUCAGGCAAGCGAAACGUCCACGUUUCGACAGCAGCAGCAACCACAGCAGCAGCCCAACAUGAGACCAACCCAUACCCCCAAACCGCAACCACCGCGCGCAGCCACGCCGCCGCGACCACAAAGAAAUCAAGCCGGCCACUGUCCCGGCUGCCGAUGGGGAUGCUCCUCCGCUCGCUGCUGAUAGCGACGGUCUCGUCGCACAGGUUCCUGCUCCUCCCGUCGCUCAGCAUCCUGCAGUUCCUCACCCAGCGCUCGCACUCGUCCAGGCUGCUCAGUGUCGACAAGAACCCCGUCAUCCACGGGAUCCUCAAGGCGACAUUCUACAACCAGUUCUGCGCGGGCGAGACGGGCCAGGAGACCCGGCAGACCGUGCGGAACCUCAAGGACCUGGGGUUCCGAGGGGUGAUCCUGACGUACGCCCGCGAGACCAUGUUUGAUCACCGGACGCAGGCGCAGCUCGCGCACUUUGACUCUGCGUCGUCCUCGUCGUCAUCGUCGUCAGCAGAUGCGGCGGCCGCCGCGCACGAUGCCGAUAUCGAGGACUGGAGAAGGGGCACGAUGGAGACGGCCGCGCUGGUCGAGGACGGGGACUUUUUGGCCGUAAAGUAAGUAACGCAUCCGCAUCGCAUGCCUCAUCGCGCAGAUGUCAUCCGGUUGUUUUGCCAUUUCCCCGCGAACACGGAGGCGGAUUUCCCUCCCUCUUUCUUG
Messenger RNA from Microdochium trichocladiopsis, 982 nucleotides. RefSeq lists its product as uncharacterized. Gene Ontology annotation, cellular component: mitochondrion. The transcript has a single exon. The coding region runs from base 164 to 883 and encodes 239 amino acids. The record is from RefSeq and is a predicted model, not a curated record. Gene Ontology annotation, molecular function: FAD binding; proline dehydrogenase activity. Lineage: Eukaryota; Fungi; Ascomycota; Sordariomycetes; Xylariales; Microdochiaceae.